Messenger RNA from Mandrillus leucophaeus (drill), 4042 nucleotides. It is a transcript of the gene KCNT1, whose product is annotated as potassium channel, sodium activated subfamily T, member 1. Lineage: Eukaryota; Metazoa; Chordata; Mammalia; Primates; Cercopithecidae. Gene Ontology annotation, molecular function: intracellular sodium-activated potassium channel activity. Gene Ontology annotation, biological process: potassium ion transport. The transcript is spliced from 31 exons. Bases 69 to 3722 code for a protein of 1217 amino acids. The record is from RefSeq and is a predicted model, not a curated record. Gene Ontology annotation, cellular component: membrane.
AAGCGAGGGAAGAAGGUGGCAGCUCCCACUCGGUUCUCCCUCGGGUCGGGUCCGAGCUGCCGGGCCGCAUGCCACUCCCCGACGGGGCGCGUAGCCCAGGGGGCGUCUACCGGGAGGCGCGCGGCGGGGGCUACACCAACCGGACCUUCGAGUUCGACGACGGCCGAUGCGCCACCAGGGUCCAGGUGGAGUUCUACGUCAACGAGAACACCUUCAAGGAGCGGCUCAAGCUGUUCUUCAUCAAAAACCAAAGAUCGAGCCUAAGGAUCCGGCUGUUCAACUUCUCCCUGAAGCUCCUCACCUGCCUGCUCUACAUCGUGCGCGUCCUGCUCGACGACCCGGCCCUGGGCAUCGGAUGCUGGGGCUGCCCAAAGCAGAACUACUCCUUCAAUGACUCGUCCUCCGAGAUCAACUGGGCUCCCAUUCUAUGGGUGGAGAGAAAGAUGACACUGUGGGCAAUCCAGGUCAUCGUGGCCAUAAUAAGCUUCCUGGAGACAAUGCUUCUCAUCUACCUCAGCUACAAAGGCAACAUCUGGGAGCAAAUCUUCCGCGUGUCCUUCGUCCUGGAGAUGAUCAACACUCUGCCCUUCAUCAUCACGAUCUUCUGGCCGCCGCUGCGGAACCUGUUCAUCCCCGUCUUUCUGAACUGCUGGCUGGCCAAGCACGCGCUGGAAAACAUGAUUAACGACUUCCACCGUGCCAUCCUGCGGACGCAGUCGGCCAUGUUCAACCAGGUCCUCAUCCUCUUCUGCACCCUGCUGUGCCUCGUUUUCACGGGGCUGCCCCUAACUGCCUGGGGUUGCAGGACCUGUGGCAUCCAGCACCUGGAGCGGGCGGGCGAGAACCUGUCCCUCCUGACCUCCUUCUACUUCUGCAUCGUCACCUUCUCCACCGUGGGCUACGGCGAUGUCACGCCCAAGAUCUGGCCAUCGCAGCUGCUGGUGGUCAUCAUGAUCUGCGUGGCCCUCGUGGUGCUCCCACUGCAGUUCGAGGAGCUCGUCUACCUCUGGAUGGAGCGGCAGAAGUCGGGGGGCAACUACAGCCGCCACCGCGCACAGACGGAGAAGCACGUGGUCCUGUGCGUCAGCUCCCUCAAGAUCGACCUCCUCAUGGACUUCCUGAACGAGUUCUACGCCCACCCCCGGCUCCAGGACUAUUACGUGGUCAUCCUGUGCCCCACGGAGAUGGAUGUCCAGGUACGCAGAGUCCUGCAGAUCCCUCUGUGGUCCCAGCGGGUCAUCUACCUCCAGGGCUCUGCGCUCAAAGACCAGGACCUCAUGCGAGCCAAGAUGGACAAUGGGGAGGCCUGCUUCAUUCUCAGCAGCAGGAACGAGGUGGACCGCACGGCCGCGGACCACCAGACCAUCCUGCGUGCCUGGGCCGUGAAGGACUUCGCCCCCAACUGCCCCCUCUACGUCCAGAUCCUCAAACCUGAAAACAAGUUUCACGUCAAGUUUGCCGACCACGUGGUAUGUGAGGAGGAGUGCAAGUAUGCCAUGCUGGCGCUGAACUGCAUCUGCCCGGCCACCUCCACCCUCAUCACCCUGCUGGUGCACACGUCCCGCGGCCAGGAGGGACAGGAGUCCCCGGAGCAGUGGCAGCGCAUGUACGGACGCUGCUCAGGCAAUGAGGUGUACCACAUCCGCAUGGGUGACAGCAAGUUCUUCCGCGAGUACGAGGGCAAGAGCUUCACCUACGCGGCCUUCCACGCCCACAAGAAGUACGGCGUGUGCCUCAUCGGGCUGAAGCGAGAGGACAACAAGAGCAUCCUGCUAAACCCGGGGCCCCGGCACAUCCUGGCUGCCUCGGACACCUGCUUCUACAUCAACAUCACCAAGGAGGAGAACUCAGCCUUCAUCUUCAAGCAGGAGGAGAAGCGGAAGAAGAGGGCCUUCUCGGGGCAGGGGCUGCACGAGGGUCCAGCCCGCCUGCCUGUGCACAGCAUCAUCGCCUCCAUGGGGACGGUGGCCAUGGACCUGCAGGGCACGGAGCACCGGCCCACGCAAAGCAGUGGGGGGGGCGGGGGCAACAAGCUGGCACUGCCCACAGAGAACGGCUCGGGCAGCCGGCGGCCCAGCAUCGCGCCCGUCCUGGAGCUGGCCGACAGCUCGGCCCUGCUGCCCUGCGACCUGCUGAGCGACCAAUCAGAGGACGAGGUGACGCCGUCGGACGACGAGGGGCUCUCGGUGGUAGAGUACGUGAAGGGCUACCCUCCCAACUCGCCCUACAUCGGCAGCUCCCCAACCCUGUGCCACCUCCUGCCUGUGAAGGCCCCCUUCUGCUGCCUGCGGCUGGACAAGGGCUGCAAGCACAACAGCUAUGAAGAUGCCAAGGCCUACGGGUUCAAGAACAAGCUGAUCAUCGUCUCGGCAGAGACGGCCGGCAACGGGCUGUACAACUUCAUCGUGCCGCUGCGGGCCUACUACCGAUCCCGCAAGGAGUUAAACCCCAUUGUGCUGCUGCUGGACAACAAGCCCGACCACCACUUCCUGGAAGCUAUCUGCUGCUUCCCCAUGGUCUACUACAUGGAGGGCUCCGUGGACAACCUGGACAGCCUGCUGCAGUGCGGAAUCAUCUAUGCGGACAACCUGGUGGUGGUGGACAAGGAGAGCACCAUGAGCGCUGAGGAGGACUACAUGGCGGACGCCAAGACCAUCGUCAACGUGCAGACCAUGUUCCGGCUCUUCCCCAGCCUCAGCAUCACCACGGAGCUCACCCACCCUUCCAACAUGCGCUUCAUGCAGUUCCGCGCCAAGGACAGCUACUCUCUGGCUCUUUCCAAACUAGAAAAGAGGGAGCGAGAGAACGGCUCCAACCUGGCCUUCAUGUUCCGCCUGCCCUUUGCCGCCGGCCGCGUCUUCAGCAUCAGCAUGUUGGACACGCUGCUCUACCAGUCCUUUGUGAAGGACUACAUGAUCACCAUCACCCGGCUGCUGCUGGGCCUGGACACCACGCCGGGCUCGGGGUACCUCUGUGCCAUGAAAAUCACCGAGGGCGACCUGUGGAUCCGCACGUACGGCCGCCUCUUCCAGAAGCUCUGCUCCUCCAGCGCCGAGAUCCCCAUCGGCAUCUACCGGACAGAGAGCCACGUCUUCUCCACCUCGGAGCCGCACGACCUCAGAGCCCAGUCCCAGAUCUCGGUGAACAUGGAGGACUGUGAGGACACACGGGAAGCGAGGGGGCCCUGGGGCUCGCGCGCCGGCACUGGAGGCAGCUCCCACGGCCGACACACGGGCGGCAGUGACCCCGCGGAGCACCGGCUGCUGCGGCAUAAGAGUCUGCAGUGGGCCCGAAGGCUGAGCCGCAAGGGACCCAAGCAGGCAGGCCGGGCGGCGGCCGCGGAGUGGAUCAGCCAGCAGCGCCUCAGCUUGUACCGGCGCUCUGAGCGCCAGGAGCUCUCCGAGCUGGUGAAGAACCGCAUGAAACACCUGGGCCUGCCCACCACCGGCUACGAGGACGUAGCAAAUUUAACAGCCAGUGAUGUCAUGAAUCGGGUAAACCUGGGAUAUUUGCAAGACGAGAUGAACGACCAUCAGAACACCCUCUCCUACGUCCUCAUCAACCCUCCGCCCGACACAAGGCUGGAGCCCAGCGACAUUGUCUAUCUCAUCCGCUCUGACCCCCUGGCUCACGUGGCCAGCAGCUCCGAGAGCCGGAAGAGCAGCUGCAGCCACAAGCUAUCGUCCUGCAACCCCGAGACUCGCGACGAGACGCAGCUCUGAGCCAGCCCUGCACGGAGCUCGGGCCACCAAGCCCAGAGCUUGGUGGGUCCUCAGGAAGGACGUGGAGGAGCGUGUGAGGACACAGUGGCACUAGCGUGACCCUGGGGAUGCCACACUCUGCUCACCGUGGCUCCUGGGACUCCACCCUGGAAAGGAGCGCCUCAUGCGGGGGGAGGGCCAGCUCGCCCUCGGGUACCUGCAGGCUAGUGAGGAGAGUUUUUUAACCUAUUUUUACAGACCGAUGCAGUCCACGUCUCUUUACACAGAUGUACCGUAACUCGUGACCAGGGCUGGCUGGGAGGGCAACGCGGGGACCAGAC